Sander lucioperca (pikeperch) is the source of this 721-nucleotide messenger RNA. Its product is annotated as low choriolytic enzyme-like. Bases 85 to 633 code for a protein of 182 amino acids. NCBI's taxonomy places the organism in Eukaryota, Metazoa, Chordata, Actinopteri, Perciformes, Percidae. Gene Ontology annotation, molecular function: zinc ion binding; metalloendopeptidase activity. The record is from RefSeq and is a predicted model, not a curated record. The transcript is spliced from 7 exons. Gene Ontology annotation, biological process: proteolysis.
GCAGAGGAGCUGCAGCAUGAGAAACAUUGUUUUUUGUACAUCAAAGCAUAUAAACCUAUUCCAGUAGACCCCGAGAAUACAAAUAUGAUGCUGAAAAGGACUAAAUGUUGUGUGCUGUGGGAUGCCGACCGGGAGAAGGCUAUCAUCACCCGUGGACUGGAGUCCUUCUCUUCCUUCUCCUGCAUCCGCUUCAGGCCAAGCAGAAGCAGCGACCGUGACUGGCUGAGCAUCGAGUCCCAGAAUGGCUGCUACUCCUUCGUUGGCCGUCGUGGUGGGAAGCAGGUGGUGUCUCUGGCCCGCAGGGGAUGCCUUUACCAUGGCACGGUGCAGCACGAGCUGCUCCACGCUCUGGGCUUCAACCAUGAACAGACCCGCUCUGACAGGGACAACCACAUCAAAGUCCUGCUGCAAAACGUUCAGUCUGGAAUGGAGCACAACUUUAGAAAGAUCGCCACCCUGAACCAGGGCACUCCCUACGAUUACAACUCUGUCAUGCAGUACCACAGGACUGCCUUCUCCAAGAACAACCAGCCCACCAUGGUCCCCAUCCCCGACCCCAACGUGUCCUUUGGCAACGCCAAGGAGAUGAGUCGCAACGACAAAGCCAGGCUCAACACUCUCUACAAGUGCUAAGAAUCAUUUUCAGAUGUGCUGACAGACGAUCAGAGGCUCCCUGACCAACAGAAGCUGCAGCCCUGAACUCAUCAGCACCACAGCCAAU